Molecule: messenger RNA, 2964 nt
Organism: Scophthalmus maximus (turbot)
Lineage: Eukaryota; Metazoa; Chordata; Actinopteri; Pleuronectiformes; Scophthalmidae
Gene: ubtfl
Product: upstream binding transcription factor, like
Exons: 20
Coding region: 512-2620 (702 amino acids)
Source: RefSeq, a predicted model, not a curated record
GAGACCGGGGACUCGGGGAGGUCGGACCCGGCAGACGGAGCGUCCUUGGCCCGCCGCUCUCCUCCCCUCCCUCCCGGUCACAUCUCUGUCCCCGGGCCGCCUGGUCCCAGGGCCCCGGUCCCCGGGCCGCCUGGUCCCCGGUCCCCGGGCCCCGGCUCAUCUGGACCCGGGACCAGGUGCAGGUCUGGGGGAAGGUGCGUGUCGCGGGUCGAUCUGUGAGACAAGUGAAACAUUAUUUUCAGACCCAGAGAAUAAAACGCGUUUCUGCGCCGCGGUCUCUGGUUUCAUCCUCCGCCUUUGUCCUCAUGUUUUCCCCGGAGUUCCUCCCCCCGCGGCGCGGGGCGGAGUUUCACACCGGACCAGACGCUCCUUCUGUCGGAUUCGUUUCGACCCGACUCCGCGGGGUUCACGGCGGAAAAACACACUUGGAAAGUCCCGAAACAAGCCGAAGCACCGCAGCGUCGACGGGUCCGACCCGCAGCGGAAGAGAGGGGAGGGGCCGAGCUGCUGCAUGAUGAACGGCAGCAGCAGCGUCUCCGCGGCUCAGAGAUCCAGAGUCAAGAGUGAACCAGAUGACUGGAGUAAGGACGACUGUCUGACUCUGCUGGACAGGAUCCGCGGUCUGCUGCCAGACGCCGACGCCAUGAAGUACAAGACCACGGAGUCGCACUUCGACUGGGAGAAAGUUUGUUUCGGCAGCUUCACCGGAGACAUGUGUCGCCAGAAGUGGCAGAAAGUCUCGACUGAGGUCCGGAAGUACCGGACCAUGACGGAGCUCAUCGUUGACGCCAUUGAGUUUGUGAAGAACCCGUACAAAGGAAAGAAGCUGAAGACUCACCCAGAUUUCCCUAAGAAACCUCUGACUCCAUACUUUCGCUUCUUCAUGGAGAAACGAGCCAAAUAUGCCAAGAUCCACCCGGAGAUGAGCAACUUGGAUCUGACCAAGAUCCUGUCGAAGAAAUACAAGGAGCUGCCCGACAAAAAGAAGCAAAAAUACAUCACAGAGUUUCAACGAGAGAAAGAAGAGUUUGAGAAGAACAUGGCUCGAUUCAAGGAGCAGCAUCCAGAGCUGAUGGAGGAGAGGAAGAAGUCCGACCUGCCGGAGAAACCGAAAACUCCCCAACAGCUGUGGUACAACCACGAGAAGAAGACGUACAUGAAGCUGCACCCAGAGGUGAGUCCGAAGGAGCUGAAGGAGGCUCUGAGGAGACAGUGGUCUCAGCUCUCCGACAAGAGGAGACUCAAGUGGAUCAGCAAGGCCCUGGAGCUCCAGAAGGACUACGAGGACAGUAUGAGAGUGUAUCAUGAAGCUCAUCCCGAUGUGAACUCAGAUGACCACGUCCGAUCCGUCCUCACCAAAGCAGAGCGACAGCUGAAGGACAAGUUCGACGGCCGACCGACCAAACCUCCUCCUAACGGGUACUCUCUGUACUGCGCGGAGCUGAUGGUGAACAUGAAGGACGUCCCCAGUACUGAGCGGAUGGUUCUCUGCAGUAAACAGUGGAAGAUGAUGACGCAGAAAGAGAAGGACAUGUUUCAGAAACGCUGUGAGCAGAAAAAGAAGCAGUACGACAUCGAUCUGCAGAGGUUUCUGGAGAGUCUCCCGGAGGAGGAACGAGAUCGUGUGAUGACUGAGGAGAAACUGGGCGGGUCCAGAGUGAGCGUGGCCUCCAGCCCACACAGAGCCAAGUCUCCUUCAGUCAAGGAGAGGGGUCGGGAGGCGGAGCCAGAGACUUGGGUUUCUGCCGGAACAGCAAAGGAACGACGGGAAGGGAAGAAGACGGCGAAGCUUCCAGAGACGCCAAAGACGGCCGAGGAGAUGUGGCAGAGCAGUGUGAUCGGAGACUACCUGGCCAAGUACAGAAGCGACCGGAGGAAGGCCCAGGCGGCGAUGGAGGCGGCCUGGAAGUCGAUGGAGAAGAAAGAGAAGAUUCCCUGGAUCAAGAAGGCGGCGGAGGACCAGAAGCGUUACGAGGUUCAGUACCAACCUGUGAGGGAGUUGGUGGAGAUGAGGGCGCCAGCGGCGGCUCAGAGGAAACCCAAGUUCGAUGGAGAGCCAAAGAAACCUCCAGUGAGCGGGUACCAGAUGUUCUCCCAGGAGCUGCUGACCAAUGGGGAGCUGAACCACUUCAGUCUGAAAGAGCGGAUGGUGGAGAUCGGGAAGCGGUGGCACAAACUGACCCAGGGUCAGAAGGACAAGUACAAGAAGCUGGUCGAGGAGCAGCAGCUGGAGUACAAGGCCCAGCUGGAGGCCUGGGUCCAGUCUCUCUCUCCUCAGGAUCGACUCGUCUACAAAGAGUUUUCUUCCUCGAAACGUCGCAGCACCACUAAAGCUCGCAGCCCCGGAGCUAAAGUCCGUGUGACGGCGGCGACGGCGGCGAAGGCGGUCAGUUCGAGAGCCACAACACCGGGGGUCGGGGCGGGCAAGAGGGCCAUGGCGUACCGGGCCAAGCAGGACAUGUCCGACACAGACGACGAGGAGAAGAGCGACUCAUCCGAUUCAGACGAGGACGACGAGACAUCGGGAUCCAGCGACAGUGACGAGGACGACGAGAACGAUGACGAGGACGAGGAAGAUCAAUCCUCCUCAGAAGAAUCCAGUGACUCUGACUCUGACUAGCCCCGCCUCCUUCCCCCUCAUUGGAGGAUAGGCUGUGCAGGCCACGCCUCCUCAUGUGCCAAUCAUCCUGGCAGACCAAUGAGAAAGGGUGACGUCACACUGCUACUGUAGGAGGGGCGGAGCCUGAUGGAGCGUUUUGUUACUGUUUGUUUCCGUUUUUUAUCGAGUGUUUGUUGGUUUUUAUCUGAUGAACGUUUGAGCCGGGCGGAGUCGGGGUUUGUACAGUUUGAUGGGUGGAGCCUAUUGGUUGUCAUUAGUUUCCACUGAGGGAGGAGUUAAAUGUUCAGCCUCCAAUCAUCCGCCUGCCAGAGAAAAUUAUUAACAAAUAAAUGCACUUUUUCUCA